Messenger RNA from Lachancea dasiensis, 516 nucleotides. Lineage: Eukaryota; Fungi; Ascomycota; Saccharomycetes; Saccharomycetales; Saccharomycetaceae. The record is from the annotation of a GenBank genome assembly.
AUGCUGAGCGAAGACAAGUGUGUAGAGCUUUUGGAGCUUCUUGCACACUACGAUGGUCUGUUGGAACAGUUUCAGGUGGCCUGUGGCGAUGGCUUCUUCCAACUAAGCAGAGCUAAUUAUCAUAAUAAAGAUGCUAUCAGAGAAAGAUAUGGAAAGGACUACUGGGAUGAAACUUACAGAGGCUCUAGAUUUGUUUCCAUAGAGGGAACUAAAUUCACCUUCAAGGACAGUGAAACAGUUGAACAAUAUCUGGCACAAUUCGAAGAAGUUGAACACGAAGGUUCAGAUCAAGCGCAGGAAGAAAAGACCGUGAGGAGACGAAAAGAGACUAAGGACAGCGCUGGAGUUCAAAAAACCAAGCGCGCAACAAAAGCAAAAGAUCCAAUUUUUAUGUUCGGAGGAGCUUUGUCCAUCCCAUCGUCGUUGCGACAAUGUCAGAGCAGCUUUAAAGGGAGCACAGAGCUGAUUCUUGAACUAGUGAACUGCCGGAAGAAAAUUGAAGCAUUAAAACCAUGA